Messenger RNA from Musca vetustissima, 819 nucleotides. It is a transcript of the gene mgr, whose product is annotated as prefoldin subunit 3. The transcript has 3 exons. Gene Ontology annotation, molecular function: tubulin binding. The record is from RefSeq and is a predicted model, not a curated record. Bases 114 to 707 code for a protein of 197 amino acids. Gene Ontology annotation, cellular component: prefoldin complex; cytoplasm. Gene Ontology annotation, biological process: tubulin complex assembly; microtubule-based process; protein folding. NCBI's taxonomy places the organism in Eukaryota, Metazoa, Arthropoda, Insecta, Diptera, Muscidae.
GAAACAAUAAAAUUGUCAGCUCAGUGCUCUAAUAAAUAGUCGCUCUCAAAGGAAAAAGUCAACUGCUGUGAAUAUUUUUGAUAAAUUUCCAAUUAAAAACUUAAGAAUAAACAAUGACUGGAAUCAUGGAUACCGUAGAAAUGCCAAAAUUACCCGAAAAUCAAAAAUCCUUUGCUGGAAUACCCGAAGCAAUAUUUUUAGAAGAAAUUGACAGCUUUAUGAGUCAACCAGAAAAUGAAGAAAAUUGCGAAAAAGUUUUGCAACGUCUUGAUGAACAGCACAGUAAAUACAGAUUUAUGGCAUACAAUUUAGAGGCACGCAAACGUAAACUGAAGUCUCAAAUACCCGAUUUGCAGAGAUCACUGGAAAUGAUUGAUGUAUUGCGCAAAGAAACCGAGGAACGUGAAACCCAAUUCUUGUUGAGCGAUCAAGUGUUCAUUAAAACCAUUGUGCCACCCACCAAGACAGUGUGUCUAUGGUUGGGAGCCAGUGUUAUGUUGGAAUAUCCUCUAGAUGAGGCUGAAGUAUUGUUGAAACAAAACAUGACCUCCGCCAUAUCGAACUUGAAGACUGUUGAACAUGAUCAAGAUUUCUUAAGAGAUCAAAUUACGACCACCGAGGUGAAUAUGGCUCGUGUUUAUAAUUGGGGUGUCAAAAAGCGCCAAGCUGCCGUUAAAGCUGCUGGUGGUGCCUCAACUUCAUCGUAAUAGACAUUUUUAAAGAAGCAAAUGUGUGAUUUCACUUCUUUUUCAUAAUGUAUGCUUGGAAUACUGUAUCACCAAUAUAGAUUCUCGACGUUGAUUAUUAGCUACAACAAAA